Molecule: messenger RNA, 969 nt
Organism: Solea senegalensis (Senegalese sole)
Lineage: Eukaryota; Metazoa; Chordata; Actinopteri; Pleuronectiformes; Soleidae
Exons: 8
Coding region: 1-969 (322 amino acids)
Source: RefSeq, a predicted model, not a curated record
AUGCCUCGUCUCAAGGGCCACAACCGUUCCAAUGCGGCCAAGAAGAGGAUGGAGAAGCACCUGGCUGCAGUGGUGGAGUCUGCGCCCCGGAGCUCCACCAGCUUCGUGCCACCGGCUCCCGGUCCCUCACGCCGAGGUACUGGUCGUCGCCACCGUGUGAGCACCUGGCCAGUUUCAACCCUGACUGGCAGGAGUCACAAAGUGGUCAUCCCGGCCGAGUCACCUGACAAGAAGUUUGUUCUUCUUGUCAGGGAUUCCCACCUGCGCGCCAUCGUUGAUGGCAUUGUGGAGUUUCCGGACGAGUUCCUUUCCUUUGGUGCCAUGUCGACGCCGGGGGCCUGUGCCAGGGAGCUGACGAUUGAGUUGGUGAGUGCAGUCCUCCCCAGAACACCUGACCUUGUCUGUGUUCUAGCCCCCAGCAACGACCUGACUGCCAGUAGGACUUUGGACGAGGCUGCAGUGGACUUCGAGAAGCUCCUCACCAGUGCCUUGUCCCGGUGGCCGAAGGAGUGUUCCAUCCCUCUCACGCCUGUCUGGUUCAGCCCACCUAUCCUGGAGGCGAUGGACCACAUCCGUCUGGGCAAUCUUGACUGGGGGGAGCCCACUACCUCUACCAAGGGACCAUCGGGGGUGAAGCGUCGUAGGAGCACUCCUGCUCCAAAGAAGAGCCGUGGGAACCAGGAGGUCGAGCUGGAGGAGUGGCCCGCACUUCGCAGGGCUGUGGCGGAGGUCCCUGUGGAGCGGCUACGCAGGCGCAUCGGAUCCCAGAGGAGACGUACCCGGCAGCAGGAGGGGGCAGCUGCAGAUGUCGUGGAGGUGAUGACUGGACCAUCACCUGCCAGUCCUGUGACCACCGAGGACCUUCCCUGCUCUGCUCUGCACAGCUCCCCAGACUCCAGGCCACAGUGGUUUCUGAUGCAGAAAGUGAUGUUGCAAUUUCGUUUGGGUGGUCUGAUAGUUUGCCGGUAA